This is a messenger RNA of Cydia pomonella (codling moth), 1280 nucleotides long. It is a transcript of the gene Blos1, whose product is annotated as biogenesis of lysosome-related organelles complex 1 subunit 1. The transcript has 3 exons. Gene Ontology annotation, cellular component: BLOC-1 complex. The record is from RefSeq and is a predicted model, not a curated record. Lineage: Eukaryota; Metazoa; Arthropoda; Insecta; Lepidoptera; Tortricidae. The coding region runs from base 96 to 488 and encodes 130 amino acids. Gene Ontology annotation, biological process: endosomal transport.
UUCUUUGUGUUUCUUGCGGUUAUCAGUGUGUACACUAAGAUCCAAAUCACCAAAUUCUGACUGGAAUGCUAUACUAAAUACGCAUAAACAGGAUAAUGUUGUCCUCGCUAAUAAAAGAACAUCAAACUAAACAAGCAGCGAAAAGAGUCAUACAAGAACAAAAACGCAAGGAAUGUAUAGCUGCAGCAAAUGAUCUAACACAAGCUUUAGUUGAUCAUCUUAAUGUUGGUGUCGCUCAAGCUUACUUAAACCAAAAGAAGCUAGAUGCUGAAGCAAAAUUAUUACAUCAAGGAGCCAUUAAUUUCUCAAAACAGACACAACAGUGGUUAGCGUUGGUUGAGAACUUCAGUAGUGCACUAAAAGAGAUUGGUGAUGUAGAGAACUGGGCUCGCAGCAUUGAGAAUGACAUGAAAAUUGUUACCGACACACUAGAGAAUGCUUACAAAAUGGCUCAAGAACAGCCAAGCAGUACACAAAACAACCAAUAAGCUAUUGUUUACUUGAUGACAAUUGUUUGUUGUUAUGAACAUGCAAUUUCCAUUGCAAAGUAUGGCUGGCAAGAAGAAAUACACAAGUAUUUUUAUAUUAUACACCCUUAUCUAAAUUAAACUGAAUAAGCACUAAAAUUUUUACAACAGAGUAGACAGAGAUUGAAAAAAAAACAUUUUAAAUAACUAACUAACCUUUCCAAGUAGACAGAAGUUAUAGGAUUGUAAUUUAGGUGUUCAAAGGCUGAGGAAGGUUAUGUUAUGUGAAGAAUUAUAUCCUAAAGUAUUUGUUUUGUAGACAGUACUGAAUAUUUAGAUGUAUUGCUAUGAAAACUGCAUGUUGAUAACAAUCACUAAUGAUAAUUAUAAUGCCUAAUAGUAAUUGCCUAUUGCAAUAAUAUUUAUUUUCCUGCUAACUGCCAAAAAAGUGUAGAUGGACAUACACAGCAUUUUUUUCAAGGAGUAAUCCUACUUGUAUUUCUCUAUCCUUCUAAAGACCAUGGCCAAAUUACAUUAAUUAAUGUUAUUAUGAAACCAAAAGAAAUCAACCAUGUUUCCUUCACUAUUGAUUUCAACUUAAUUUUCUUUGCUUUAGGAGGCCUUAGCAAUUAGCAUACUUAAAAAAUUAUGAUAGAUAGAGGACCGGAAUAAGCAUGGGUGUGAUUAGGGUUAUAAAUAUUAAUUAUAAUAAAUAUACUUAUUUAAGUUAAUCUAAAUAAAAUCGUUUAAAUUAAGUUGAUAGGUAUGUAUACAUAUAAUAAAACUUAAAUAAAGCAUGUUUAUUUCAAGAAA